AGCGGAAGUAGAAGGAAACAGCCAGGCCGGACUGAAUCUGACAGUAAAAAUACUCCUGUCGCUGGGGAGCCAAACUCUCCAGACCUGGUGUGUUUUUUUUUCUUUCUUCUUUGACCUGAAAGUCCGAAUGGUGUAGAAUUAGAAGAUCCGUCAACAUGGCGCACAUUUCAGAGCAUCUGCAGACGACACCGAAACUCCGGGCGUCACUUUUCGCCUUUCUUCUCUCUCUUGUCGUCUCCCUCGGGGUCGCCAGUCGCGUCACCACCCCAGCGGAGGACACGGUAGAAACUUACAACAAAUACUACAACUACGUCGACCUGACCGUGCGUUUACAGUCCUUGGCUCAGACAUACCCUCACAUAGCUAACCUGUCGAGCAUAGGUCAGUCCGGGGAGGGCAGGGAGCUGUGGGUGAUGCGGAUCACCCAGGACCCCCGCGGAGACGCACCGGGGAAACCGAGGUUUAAAUACAUAGGGAACAUGCACGGGGACGAGACCGUGUCCAGGCAGGUGUUGGUUUACCUUGUAGAGUACCUGCUGGUGAAGUAUGGAGAGGACCCACGUAUAACUGAGCUGGUGGACACCACGGAUGUCUACAUCAUGCCCAGUAUGAACCCUGACGGCUUUGAGAGGUCAGUAGAGGGCGACUGUGCUGGCCAAUCCGGGGGGAGAAAUAAUGCCCAGAAUAUGGACCUCAACAGGAGCUUUCCUGACCAGUAUGAUGAGACCAGUAUCAACCAAGAGAGUGUCCCCGAGGUAAUGGCUGUGAUCAGAUGGAUCCAGGAGAAAAAAUUCGUGCUGUCAGGGAACCUGCAUGGCGGCACUGUGGUUGCCAGUUACCCUUUUGAUGACUCUGCCACCCACCAGCGGCAGGGCCUCUACAGCCCGGCAGAGGACGACAGCCUGUUUCGCUACUUGGCCCUGGUGUAUUCCCAGAACCACCCUGGGAUGAGGACUGGUGAGCCCAACUGUCCAGAUGCCCUGGAUGAAACUUUUAAAGAUGGCAUCACCAAUGGGGCACAGUGGUAUGACGUUCCUGGUGGGAUGCAGGACUACAACUACCUGCAUGGUAACUGUCUGGAAAUCACCAUGGAGUUGAGCUGCUGCAAAUAUCCUCCUCCAUCUGAGCUUCGUAAGGAAUGGGAUCUGAACAGGGAGUCCCUACUAGCCUACAUAGAAAAGGUCCAUAUAGGUGUCCAUGGUUAUGUGAAAAAGUCCACCAAUGCUGCUCCACUUGCCAAUGUCAGCAUUGUCGUGUCAAGCAUUCGCCACAAUCUGACCACAGGAAGUUAUGGGGACUACUACCGCCUUCUACUCCCAGGAACAUACAACAUCACAGCUGUGGCCCCAGGGUUCACACCAAUGACAGUCCACAGCGUUCAGGUCGUGGAGGGCAAAGCCACGGAACUUAACUUUACUUUGUCGCCUGUGGACAACGAGGGCCCAGGUGGCAUCACUGAGACUACAUACGCCAUGCCGUCCACCAAUGAUCCAAACCUCCCCACCACCUCCACCACCACCACCACCACCACCACCACCACCACCAUCAAGUCUUCUGACUCCACCCAGACCCAGGUGGUUCCCGAAGCAACAAGCCCCCCUAUACUUCCCCCUGAACAUCAGCCCAACCAGCCUCAGGUGUUCCGUCACCACAACUACGCAGACAUGGAGCUGUUUUUGCGCAAGUACAGCAGCGAGUUCCCGUCUAUUGCCCAUCUUUACAGCAUUGGCCACUCCGUGGAAGGCCGUGAGCUGUAUGUGAUGGUUAUCUCAGACAACCCCACCGUCCAUGAGCAUGGUGAGCCAGAGUUCAAGUAUGUAGCCAACAUGCACGGUAAUGAAGUGGUGAGCCGAGAGCUAAUGCUCAACCUCAUUGAGUACCUGUGCCGUAACUAUGGUACUGACCCAGAGGUCACUCAGUUGGUCAACAAAACCCGCAUUCACAUUAUGCCUUCAAUGAACCCGGACGGAUACGAGGUAGCCACUGAAGGUGAUGUAAAGGGUUACAAAGGGCGCAACAACAGCAACAAUAUCGAUCUGAACCGCAACUUCCCAGACCAGUUUUCUACCACCAGAGAGCCCAGACAGCCAGAAACCAUAGCUGUGAUGAACUGGCUGAAGAGCAUCCCCUUCACCCUGUCAGCCAACCUCCAUGGAGGCUCCUUGGUUGUCAACUACCCCUAUGAUGAUGACAAAGAGGGGCUAUCGCACUACAGCCAGUCGCCUGAUGAUAAAGUCUUUCAGCAGGUUUCUAGAGCCUACUCACAGGAGAAUCUUUUGAUGAACAAUGGACACCCUUGUGAGAACCUGUACCCUGAUGAAUAUUUUGCGGAUGGCAUCACCAAUGGGGCCAACUGGUACAAUGUUGCUGGUGGCAUGCAGGACUGGAACUACUUAAACACCAACUGUUUUGAGGUGACCAUCGAGCUUGGCUGUGUGAAGUACCCCAUGAGCAAAGAACUCCCUAAAUACUGGGAACAGAACAGACGGUCCUUGCUUCAGUUUAUACACCAGGUUCACACUGGAGUCAAAGGCACAGUCUCUGACAUUAGGGAUGGCACUGGAAUUCCCAAUGCCACCAUCACUGUGGAGGAGGUAGACCACAAUAUCACCACAGCUCGCACUGGAGACUACUGGAGGCUGCUGGUCCCUGGGACUUACUCUAUCACUGCCUAUGCCCAUGGUUAUAAUCCUUUAAGGACCUACGCCACAGUCUCUAAGGGUCAUGUAGAGUUGGUGGAUUUCAGACUGACACGUGUCCACUCAGAACCUAAUGGCCAGUCUCCCAUGGGCCCCGAACCUACACAGAAUCCAUCUGAGAAGGCGUUCCAGAGCUUAAUCAAGGACCUCUCUCUAGGCCAGGGUUUGGAGCAGCUGGUCCGGAGCACUGCCACGGAGAACAGCUUCCGCUACAGACGCUACAAAGAGCUCUCUGGCUUCUUGAGAGGCCUCACACUUAACUUUCCCAAAAUUACAUCUUUACACAGCUUAGGCCAAAGUAUAGAGUUUCGAACCAUUUGGGCGUUGGAAAUCUCCAACAGUCCAGGGGAAGCUGAACCUUCUAAGCCCAAGAUCCGACUUGUAGCUGGUAUCCAUGGCAAUGCCCCUGUUGGCACAGAGCUGCUGCUGGAGUUUGCUGCCCUCCUGUGUAUCAACUAUGGCAAAAACCCAGUCAUCACCAGGCUGAUCAAUGAAACUCGGAUUGUCAUCGUGCCGUCCAUCAACCCAGAUGGACGAGAACUGGCUGUUGAGAAGCAGUGCACCUCUACCCAGGGCUUGACCAAUUCUCAUGGCAAAGAUCUGGACACAGAUUUCUUUGGAAAUGCGUCACAGCGUGUGGUGGAGGCCCAACCAGAGACCAGAGCCAUGAUGGACUUGAUUCUAGACAAGGGCUACUCUCUGUCUGUUGCCCUUGAUGGAGGCUCCCUUGUUGCUACUUACCCUUACGACAAGCCUGUCCAGUCUGUUGAAAAUGAGGGCACAUUGAAGUACUUGGCAAGUGUUUAUGCCAACAACCAUCCUAAGAUGCACCUCGGGGACACAGGAUGUUCAAAUAACGGGCAGAUGGGCAACAUCCCAGAUGGAGUUAUGAGGGCAGCAGAGAGACAAAGUCACAUGGGGAGCAUGAAGGACUUCAGCAUGGACUUUGGUCACUGUCCAGAGAUCACUGUGUACAGUGGCUGCUGUUUGUUUCCUCCUGCUGAGCAGCUGCCCACACUCUGGGCUGAGAACAAGAAGGCUCUCCUAAGCAUGUUGGUCGAGGUCCAUAAAGGGGUGCGUGGCAUAGUGCGGGACAAGAGUGGAAAGCCUAUUGUUGGGGCGAUCAUUGUACUGAAUGGGGGAGUGAGAGUCUUCACUGCAGAGGGCGGCUACUUUCAUGCGCUGCUGGCUCCUGGCAACCACAACAUUGAAGCAGUUGCUGAUGGUUACCAACAACAACGUCAAGAGGUGGUGGUGUCUUCCUAUGAAGCUGCUAGCUCCAUCAUCAUUGAGUUUGACAUGGACAACAGCAUCUUUGGCCUGCCCAGAGAGUUUGUGGUCGCCAGUGCAGCAGCCUCCAUGACGGCGUUGGUGGUGACGGCGUGCAUCAUCUGGUGUGUGUGUGCAGCCAAAUCUAACCGUCAAAAAGAUGGCUUCCACCGCCUGCGACAGCACCGAGACGAAUAUGACGAUGAGAUCCGACUCACCUCCAUGGGCUCCAAGAAGUCGCUGCUUGCCAAUGAGUUUCAGGACGACAGUGAAAGCGACGAGGACACACUGUACGCCAACAAAAUCUGAGGACCAUUGCACCAAUGUGGCUGUUGGCUCAGUUUUUUUAUUUGAUCUCCCCCUUAAAUUUAUCCAACAAGGAACAGUUUGAACUCUAGACAGCAUCUCUGUCUCCUUUAUGACGGAAAUACAAGAGUGAUAAAGACUCUUUGUUCUGUUAUAACGACAAGGACUUACUCCCAGUCACUCAGUUUUAAGUGCUUCUAAAUUAUUACUUUAAGAGCAUCCUGCUGGCGUUUGAACUGAAGGGCUUGCUCCAUCUCUACCUGACUAGAUCAGGAGAAAUGGACAAAGAGAAAGUGAUAAAAGAGGGAGAGAAAUAAACGUUUGGUCCACUGUGGCCCUCAUCCAUCCUAAAAAGUUUUCCACAGCUUUUUUUAAUUUCUGAGCCACGAAAGAGUGCUCUUAUAGAUCACCACCUGUCCUGCCUGGCUGAGGGGUUCCAGCUGAUAAAUCAGAAUUGACUCUUUUUUUUUUUUUUCUUAAGAGGAUGAAUAAUUAAGUCUGAACAGAAGUGCUUGAUCCACAAUCUCCUCACUGAAAUCAUGCAUUCAUUUCAAUGCAGCUUUGAGCUGAGAAUUUAUACAUUUAUUUUAUCCAAGAUAGCAUUGCUACACUGAAGUGUCCGAGCCUUUGGUAGAAUGAAUCCAACACUGUGCCUUGGCUUCUUUAAAGUUUACAGUCCACUGGGGCUGAUAUAUGUGAUGCAAAGCAGCAACAUAGUGAGUAGAUGAUAUUUGAUCCCUCCUUUACUCAGGUUUUAGGAAAAGAGAGAAAUUAUGAUUUAAAGUACUGCUGAAUCCAGUGUUGCACUGUUUCUGCACAGUUGACUCAAGGCUGUCUGGUCUUGGUUCAGUAGUUUAUUUUUUAUUUUCCCAGUGAGUCAAUGUUGUGGCCAGAAUCGUCGUCAUGGGAGUGAGCUUCUCAAAAGCUUUAGAGCGUCAGGGGGAAUCUGUUACCAAUGAAAUGCUUGAAUGAAACCCUUCCCAGUAAGUGCAGGGUGCUCUGAUGUAUGCAUUGAGGUCACUUGCACUAAAAUGGAAAGCAAGGAUUGUCUCACAUCAAAAACCUUUGAGUUUAUAAAUAUGUAAUCAUAAAAACGAAUGUAUUUGUUGUUUUCCCACGUUUUUGUUUUUUAUUGUAGGUUAAUUUCAAACUGUCUUCAUGGAUAGUUGAGUGUGUGCCCUGUUUUUAUCAAGGAUGUGCAUUCUCACCGUGUUUCAUAAAAGGAAUAUCAAUUCUG
Messenger RNA from Anoplopoma fimbria (sablefish), 5511 nucleotides. RefSeq names its product carboxypeptidase D, a (gene cpda). Gene Ontology annotation, biological process: proteolysis. The record is from RefSeq and is a predicted model, not a curated record. The transcript has 21 exons. Bases 156 to 4277 code for a protein of 1373 amino acids. NCBI's taxonomy places the organism in Eukaryota, Metazoa, Chordata, Actinopteri, Perciformes, Anoplopomatidae. Gene Ontology annotation, molecular function: metallocarboxypeptidase activity; zinc ion binding.